Molecule: messenger RNA, 1234 nt
Organism: Annulohypoxylon truncatum
Lineage: Eukaryota; Fungi; Ascomycota; Sordariomycetes; Xylariales; Hypoxylaceae
Product: DUF1711-domain-containing protein
Exons: 2
Coding region: 334-1134 (266 amino acids)
Biological process (GO): chromatin remodeling
Cellular component (GO): Ino80 complex
Source: RefSeq, a predicted model, not a curated record
UUGGGGUCGGAUCUCGGUGGAUCAGUCUUCACGCUUUGCCAGGUUGAUGACUUGACCCAACCUAAACUAAAUACAAAGUCUGCAAAGUGCACCAUCCCACCAAGAAGGUUUUUUUCUUUCCCCCCAGAAAACAGAAAAGAUCACACAACAAUCUCACGCUUCCACCAACUCACCAACAAAUCUUCCACUUUCUUCCAUUUCUCACCACCAGUUUCAUCAUCACCAACAACAACAUCGACACCAAUACCAAUACAAACAUCAAAACCUGCACCACAAUAUCGACACUUGACCGUCGCGACUUUAUUUCUACGAAGCCUCAUUUUUAUCGUCGCCAUGCCUACCCCAAGCAAAUCCUCCGCCUCCAACAAGGAGAAGGAUCGACGAAAAUCCACCGGCAAGACCACGGCUCUCGUCACUUUGCGCGUCCCGUCUCUCAAACUUCGCAAAAUCCUCGACCCGUCGUCAAUCAAGGAAGAGUCCCCCGUGAAAGAGUCCGAUGCCACGUCGGCCACAGCUCCCAUCGACCAAACACCAGCCGCGUUGAAUGGCGACAAUGCCUCCGCGUCGAGUCCUGGCACGCCGGCCCCUGCAGGAACGCCGUCGCAGGUGCCCAUGGGACCUCCAACCGAGGCACCCAAGAAGAAGGGCGUAAAGAGAAGUGCCGCUGCUGCAAAUGGAUCUGACCCGACGGCGAAGAUCAGAGGCAAGCCCGGCCCCAAGAAGAAGCCUAGAUUGGAGGAUGGCACCAUCGAUCCUAACGGGCGAGCUAACGGAGGCACUUAUCACAAACUUGGACCGAAGGCAAACCAAGGCGCUAUUAAUGCCGGACUCCGCGCGCUCGAUCGAUCCGGUACGCCCUGCCGGAAGUGGAACCGAGGAGGCUUUAAGUUGAAGAGCUUUACUGGCGUUGUCUGGGAGAUUCCUCGUUGGACCGCGCCACCCAAGCCCAAGCCUCAAGCCACUCCUGAGGAACCCGCCACUUCUGCCGAGAGCAGCAACAAGGAGAAUAAGGAGGGCAGCCAGAUGAAGAGCGAGAACAGCAACAGUCAUGCUGAUGGCGGCGAACAACGAAGCAUCCCGCCCAGUAUCAACGCUAGCUCUCCAGCUCCUACCCCUGUUGCCGCUGCCUCAUAGGCGAUACUACUUACUCUCUCGUUUCUUAAGAGAACCUGUCCUAAGGGCUACAUUCUUCUGGCCCUAUCGGUGGUCAUUUGUAUUUCAUAGGGGUCUAGUA